Molecule: messenger RNA, 408 nt
Organism: Prunus armeniaca (apricot)
Lineage: Eukaryota; Viridiplantae; Streptophyta; Magnoliopsida; Rosales; Rosaceae
Source: the annotation of a GenBank genome assembly
AUGGCUACUGUCAUUACGUGCUUUGAUGACUUGCUCGACAACGACGUAUUGUGCCAGCUGUGGAAGAAUGACCCAAAGCCAUCAGAGGCUAUGUGGGAACCUUGUGGAAAUAUGAAGAAGUCCAACUGGAGCAAAUAUUCAAAAUAUGCAAGCUAUAACACCCCGUGGCUACUUGCUAAUGGAUGGGAGAAUGGUUCUAGCAGCGAAGUAUUCACAUUAGACAUGCUGGAAGAAAGCCACUCGGAGGCUUCAUUUGGUCAUCAAGAUUAUCAAGAAGCAGCUGUUGUAACCUCUCAUAACUUCACAGAGGUUGAAGAAAGCAAGCAAAGCAGCAACUGUGGCUCUGUUAAAUAUCUCUACAAAGCAUGGCAUCCUAAGACAACACAUGCCAAAUACAUACCAACCUAA